UAUUUUUGGAGAUUUUAAAUACAUCUCUUUAGAUUCGGACAGUUAUAUUUUUCGUUUUUAUUUUCUUGAUAGAAAUUUUAUGUCGUGCAUAAUAUUCUAUGCUCGUUGAAGAUUAGAAGAAUUGUUUAUUGUUUUACAGAUACAGAACGAAAUAUCGAGAAAUACUGAAACGCAAACUAAACGAAGAAUAUGUAUUUUUGAUGUCAAUGCAAGGGGAAGAAUAAAAUAAAUGUAAAUCGUAAAUACAGAUUAAAGUUUUAUUAUCCCUGCUUGAAUUCUAGGCUAAACUUUCCUUGCAUGACAUUGCGUAAGAAAUGAGGUUAUCUUUUAAACAAUCUCUGUAUUUUUAUUUCCCGUACUCUCUUAUAUUAAAACUAGAGUUUUAUGCAAAAUAGUAACCGAAUUGCAAAUUUGGGCCAAAGUUACACAUAAUGGUGACCGUAAUAUGUAACACGGGCGAACCGUGUUUUUUUCUAGAGAAAUUCUAGUAAAAGAAGAUGGUACUUUCAAAAAGGCGGGAGAUAUUAUUGUUAACAAGAAAUAUGCUGAUACACUCCGAAUACUUAAAGACUAUCCAGAAGAUUUUUACACAGGAAAUAUCUCGAAGUCAUUUUUAAGUGAUGUCAACAGCAAUAAUGGUAACAUGACGGCGAACGAUUUAAAAAAUUACAAAGUUUUAGAGAAAGUACCUACAACCACAACAUUGAAUGGAUUGACACUUCAUACAACUCCUUUGCCAGGAGGUGGUUCUGUUUUAAUACACAUCUUAAAUAUGGUAAAAGGGUAUAAGUUCAACGCAUCAUAUUUGGACACUGUUGAUGAGAAAGUGUUAACAUAUCACAGAAUUGUGGAAAGUUUUAAAUUUAGCUAUUCGAAACGUCCACAUCUUGGUGAUCCCGAUAAAGUACCUGUUGAAAAUAAAACCGAAUUCGAUAAGAUGAAAGAAGACAUAAUAAGUCUAGCGAAGGCUGAAAUGAAUCGUAUGAAAGUGAAUGACACUUCCACGCAAAAAAAUAGUUAUUACGAUCAAUUUUUUACGACAACUGAAGACGAUGGUACUACACAUGUUUCAGUGAUUGAUAAAGAUGGGAAUGCUGUAUCAGCUACGGAUACGAUCAAUUUUGCGUUUGGCGCAAAAUUUCGAUCAAUGAAAACUGGUAUUAUAUACAACAACGAACUAGCUGAUUUUUUCUUAAACUCCACUUACGGUGAUAAAUAUCCAACGCCAUUAUAUAAUGCUCCCGGUGCUGGACCUCUUUCAUCGACCUGUCCGUCAAUUUUAGUUGAUAAAGAUGCAGUUUUGCGUCAAAGCAUAAAAAAUAAUGAGAUAAGAAGUGUUAUCAUCAAGAAGUUGAUGCUUUCGUACAAUCUAACUUCGGCUGUGGAAGAUGCUCGUCCGCAACACGCAUUUUUUCCAGAAUACAUUCGAAAUGAAAAAGGGUACCUCCUCUCCGACGAUAUUGUGGAGGGAUUGAAAAAAAAGAAUCACAGAAUUCUACAAUCCAGUCUUAAUGCUAUAGUUCAAGGUAUAUAUGUUGACGGUGGGAAAAUUUACGCGAAAUCUGAUCCCAGAAAAGAAGGUGUGGCAGCUGGAUAUUAAUUUCGUACACGAAUACAAUGUUACCAUAUUUAAUGAAAGUUGGAAAAUAUGUUCACAACAUUCUAAUUAUAAUUCUACGAUAAUAACACAAACAUUGAACAAGCGAAGUAAGAGGCUGAGAAACAAAUUUUUUUGAAUGUUUUUCACCUUUAAUAAUUAAUAAUUACACCUUUUAUAAAUUUUAAAUGAUUUUCCUUGAGAUGUUGCAUUUAUGGCCUGUAUAAUGCAAUGUGCAGCCUUGUCUCGCGGUAACGUAAGAACCGUGAAAUUAAGACUUUCGCGUCUAGAUUUAUUCGGGAAACGUUUUGAAUAAAAACUGGCAGAAAAUCAAGAGUGAAACGUAAAAUUUUGAUUAUAUGGAUUAUUUUUAUAUUAUUCCAGCUAGUUAGGAUUUCUAUAGAAAACCGAAAACAUUUCAGUGGAACAAUUUCUAGUAGUGAGAAUUGUAAUAGAUGACACAGGUCUGUUAACCGCUUGAUUGAUUAGCAGAACAAUAUAGCUAGUAGGUGA
This is a messenger RNA of Hydractinia symbiolongicarpus, 2110 nucleotides long. Its product is annotated as glutathione hydrolase 1 proenzyme-like. Gene Ontology annotation, molecular function: glutathione gamma-glutamate hydrolase. NCBI's taxonomy places the organism in Eukaryota, Metazoa, Cnidaria, Hydrozoa, Anthoathecata, Hydractiniidae. The record is from RefSeq and is a predicted model, not a curated record. Gene Ontology annotation, biological process: glutathione catabolic process. The coding region runs from base 644 to 1600 and encodes 318 amino acids. Gene Ontology annotation, cellular component: plasma membrane. The transcript is spliced from 6 exons.